GAGGCGGCGGCCGCGGCGGCGGGCGGCGGCGGGAGGCGGGCGGAGGAGGAGGCGGAGGAGGCGGGAGCUGAGCUGAGCGGGGCGGGCGGCGGCGGGGCCCGAGCCCGAGAAGAUGGCGGUGCGGAAGAAGGACGGCGGCCCCAAUGUGAAGUACUACGAGGCCGCGGAUACCGUGACCCAGUUCGACAACGUGCGGCUCUGGCUCGGCAAGAACUACAAGAAGUACAUACAAGCUGAACCACCCACCAACAAGUCCCUAUCUAGCCUGGUUGUACAGUUGCUACAGUUUCAGGAAGAAGUUUUUGGCAAACACGUCAGCAACGCACCCCUUACUAAACUGCCGAUCAAGUGUUUCCUAGAUUUCAAAGCAGGAGGCUCCCUGUGCCACAUACUUGCAGCUGCCUACAAAUUUAAGAGUGAUCAAGGAUGGCGGCGUUACGAUUUCCAGAACCCAUCACGCAUGGACCGCAAUGUGGAAAUGUUCAUGACCAUUGAAAAGUCUUUGGUGCAGAAUAAUUGCCUGUCACGACCUAACAUUUUUCUGUGCCCAGAAAUUGAGCCCAAACUGCUAGGGAAAUUAAAAGACAUUAUCAAAAGACAUCAGGGAACAGUCACUGAGGAUAAGACCAAUGCCUCCCAUGUUGUGUAUCCCGUCCCAGGGAACCUAGAAGAAGAGGAAUGGGUACGACCAGUCAUGAAGAGAGACAAGCAGGUUCUUCUGCACUGGGGCUACUAUCCUGACAGUUAUGACACAUGGAUCCAAGCCAGUGAAAUUGAAGCAUCUGUGGAAGAUGCUCCAGCUCCUGAAAAACCUAGGAAGGUUCAUGCAAAGUGGAUCCUAGACACUGACACCUUCAAUGAAUGGAUGAAUGAAGAAGACUAUGAAGUAAAUGACGACAAAAACCCUGUCUCCCGCCGAAAGAAGAUUUCAGCUAGGACGUUGACAGAUGAGGUGAACAGUCCAGAUUCAGAUCGAAGGGACAAGAAAGGAGGGAACUAUAAGAAGAGAAAGCGCUCACCCUCUCCUUCACCAACCCCAGAAGCAAAGAAGAAAAAUGCUAAGAAAGGUCCCUCAACACCUUACACCAAAUCUAAGCGUGGCCACAGAGAAGAAGAGCAAGAAGACCUGACAAAGGACAUGGAUGAGCCCUCACCAGUCCCUAAUGUAGAAGAGGUGACCCUGCCCAAAACAGUCAACACUAAGAAGGACUCAGAGUCAGCCCCAGUCAAAGGCGGCACCAUGACUGACCUGGAUGAACAGGAGGAUGAGAGCAUGGAGACCACUGGCAAGGAUGAAGAUGAGAACAGUACGGGGAACAAGGGGGAGCAGACCAAGAAUCCUGACUUGCAUGAGGACAAUGUGACCGAGCAGACCCACCACAUCAUCAUUCCCAGCUAUGCAGCCUGGUUUGACUACAAUAGCGUUCAUGCCAUUGAGCGGAGAGCUCUCCCGGAGUUUUUUAAUGGCAAAAACAAGUCCAAGACUCCAGAGAUCUACCUGGCCUAUCGAAACUUCAUGAUUGAUACAUACCGGCUCAACCCACAGGAGUAUCUUACCUCCACCGCCUGCCGCCGGAAUCUGGCAGGUGAUGUCUGUGCCAUUAUGAGGGUCCAUGCCUUCCUAGAACAGUGGGGUCUUAUUAACUACCAGGUGGAUGCUGAGAGUAGACCAACCCCAAUGGGCCCUCCACCCACCUCUCACUUCCAUGUCUUGGCUGACACACCAUCAGGGCUGGUGCCUCUGCAGCCCAAGACCCCGCAGGGCCGCCAGGUUGAUGCUGAUACCAAGGCUGGGCGAAAGGGCAAAGAGCUGGAUGACCUGGUGCCAGAGACGGCUAAGGGCAAGCCAGAGCUGCAGACCUCUGCUUCCCAGCAAAUGCUCAACUUUCCUGACAAAGGCAAGGAGAAACCAGCAGACAUGCAGAACUUUGGGCUGCGCACAGACAUGUACACGAAAAAGAAUGUCCCCUCCAAGAGCAAAGCUGCAGCCAGUGCCACUCGAGAGUGGACAGAACAGGAGACCCUGCUGCUCCUUGAGGCACUGGAAAUGUACAAAGAUGACUGGAACAAAGUGUCCGAACAUGUGGGAAGCCGCACACAGGACGAGUGCAUCUUGCAUUUUCUUCGACUUCCCAUUGAAGAUCCGUACCUGGAGGACUCAGAGGCCUCCCUGGGCCCGCUGGCCUACCAGCCCAUCCCCUUCAGUCAGUCAGGCAACCCUGUUAUGAGCACUGUUGCCUUCCUGGCCUCUGUCGUCGAUCCCCGAGUCGCCUCUGCUGCUGCAAAGUCAGCCCUAGAGGAGUUCUCCAAAAUGAAGGAAGAGGUACCCACAGCCUUGGUGGAGGCCCAUGUUCGGAAAGUUGAAGAAGCAGCCAAAGUGACAGGCAAGGCAGACCCAGCCUUUGGUUUGGAAAGCAGUGGCAUUGCAGGAACUACCUCUGAUGAGCCUGAGCGGAUCGAGGAGAGUGGAAAUGACGAGACACGAACAGAGGGCCCAGCCACAGAUGAGAAGAAGGAACCCAAGGAACCCCGGGAAGGAGGGGGAACUAUAGAGGAGGAAACAAAAGAGAAAGCCAGUGAGGCUCCCAAGAAGGACGAAGAGAAAGGGAAGGAAGGCGACAGCGAGAAGGAGUCAGAGAAGAGUGAUGGGGACCCAAUAGUGGAUCCCGAGAAGGAGAAGGAGCCAAAGGAAGGGCAGGAGGAAGUGCUGAAGGAAGUGGUGGAGUCGGAGGGGGAAAGGAAGACAAAGGUGGAGCGGGACAUUGGCGAGGGCAACCUCUCCACUGCUGCUGCUGCUGCCCUGGCUGCUGCCGCAGUGAAGGCCAAGCACUUGGCUGCUGUUGAAGAGAGGAAGAUCAAAUCUUUGGUGGCCUUGCUGGUGGAGACCCAGAUGAAAAAGUUGGAGAUCAAACUCCGGCACUUUGAGGAACUGGAGACUAUCAUGGACCGGGAGCGAGAAGCACUGGAGUAUCAGAGGCAGCAGCUCCUGGCUGACAGACAGGCCUUUCACAUGGAACAGCUGAAGUAUGCAGAGAUGAGGGCCCGGCAACAGCACUUCCAACAGAUGCACCAGCAGCAGCAGCAGCCACCACCAACCCUGCCCCCAGGCACCCAGCCUAUCCCCUCCACAGGAGCUGCUGGGCCACCUGCAGUCCAUGGCUUGGCUGUGGCUCCAGCCUCUGUGGUCCCUGCUCCUGCUGGCAGUGGGGCCCCUCCUGGAAGCUUGGGCCCUUCUGAACAGAUUGGGCAGGCAGGGUCAACUGCAGGGCCACAGCAGCAGCAACCAGUUGGAGCCCCCCAGCCGGGGACAGUCCCACCAGGGGUACCCCCCCCUGGACCCCAUGGCCCCUCACCGUUCCCCAACCAACAAACUCCUCCCUCAAUGAUGCCAGGGGCAGUGCCAGGCAGCGGGCACCCAGGCGUGGCGGACCCGGGCACCCCCCUGCCUCCAGACCCCACGGCCCCAAGCCCAGGCACGGUCACCCCUGUGCCUCCUCCACAGUGAGGAGCCAGCCAGACAUCUCUCCCCCUCAUCCCCUAUGGAGAUCACGGUUCCAGGAACAGCCCUCCCCCCACCACUGGGACCCUUCCCCAGCCUGGAGAGUUCAUCACUACGUAAGGAAAGCUCCUUCUGCCCCUCCAGAGCCCCCACCAUGCCUAAAAGAGGCAUGCGUUUUUAUAUUGGAUUAUUCAAGGACUUCUGUUUAAAAGAUGUUUCUAAUGGGGGGGGGAGGAUAGGAUGGGAAUGCUGUCCUCAAAGGAAGGGCUGGGCAAAGAUGUUUAUACAAGAUUCGAUUAACCACUUCUAAGGGUGCACCCCCCUGAAAACUACUACAUUUUCUAUGGAUAAAAAAAAUUAAGUCCUUAAAGGCAGUAGAGAAAUUUUUAAAAGCCACAUUGGAGCUCCCUUUAACCUAAAAAAUAACCAACUUACAUUUUGCUGAGAUGGGGUGUGUGUGACAGUUUUAGGAAAGGGGAAUUAAGGUUUUGGGGAGAAUUCUGGGGAUUGUCUCCCCAAGCUGCUUGUUAGUGAUGCAGUCAAACCCCCACUAGCCUCACCCCCAGUUAUUCGUAUAAUCUCUCCCACUGCUUCCUCCUCAUUGCUCUUAUAGGCCAUGCCAGCUCAGCCAGUGAUCCCUUUCCCUCUGUCAGUUUUGUUCUUAAAAGUCACCUGCUUAGUUGAUGUCAGUGUAUGUGUAUUUGGUGGGAAAAACCUAUCUUUGGAGAUUCCUGUGGUAGGAGUAGGGGCUAUUCUUCUCCCUUCCCUGGGCAGUAUCAGUAGACUCCUAGAAGGCACAGAAAGGGGAGCUGUAAAAGGAUGGGAAGUUUUAAAAACCUGAAAUUUUCACAAAGCACUUAAGCACCUCCUUAUGACUCAGUGGGUCACCCCGUAGCCUCGUCCCUCUCCCACCAAGACAAUUAGAAUCUCAGCUGAUAACUAGGGGCUCCCUGGAGGAGGACACAGGGAUUUGAGAACAGUAGCGGGUACCCAACCUGCAGCUCAGUUUGGCUCUGCUCCUUGGACCUACGCCUCCCCAUUUCAGCUCUUCUCCUCACCUUGAUGAGAAGGCAGAUGUGAUUCCAGGCUCUAUGCCUCUUCCCAUCCCUCCCACCAGGCCUUUGUUCCUCUUGUUCCCGUGUUUCUCUUCCUCUGCGUCUUGGCACGUUUCUUCUGUUCAAAGUUUUCUGUAAAUUUUCUUUUCUUUUUCUUUCUUUUUUUUUUUUUUUAUAAAUUAAUUUGCUUUCA
Messenger RNA from Otolemur garnettii (small-eared galago), 4747 nucleotides. It is a transcript of the gene SMARCC2, whose product is annotated as SWI/SNF related, matrix associated, actin dependent regulator of chromatin subfamily c member 2. Gene Ontology annotation, cellular component: SWI/SNF complex; nBAF complex; npBAF complex. The record is from RefSeq and is a predicted model, not a curated record. Gene Ontology annotation, molecular function: nucleosomal DNA binding; histone binding. The transcript has 29 exons. The coding region runs from base 113 to 3505 and encodes 1130 amino acids. Gene Ontology annotation, biological process: positive regulation of DNA-templated transcription. Lineage: Eukaryota; Metazoa; Chordata; Mammalia; Primates; Galagidae.